GCCGUUUACAUUUUCGAAUUUGAAUCAUUCCUCUGAAAAUAUCGAAUCAUCUCCCAAUGUCAGACGAGAAGGUAAUUAUCGAUCUCUGUUCCUCCGACGAGGAAGAAGACAAUUUCGCUGAUGAGAAUCGUUUCGAGGAAGAGAUCGACGAAAGGGAAGAUGAAGAAGAAGCAGAUACGAGUUCAAGUGAGGAAGAUAGCGAUUGGAGACACGAUGAUGCUACCGACUCAGAUGUGGAGUACGACGUAGAUAACGAAACCGGCCAAAAAGGCCAUGCUGCUGCUGCUGCUGCUGAUGAUGAUGAUGAUGAUGACGACAAAGUCACCCGCCUGCUCACAGCUGGGAGCGAUUUGAUGAAAUCUCUAAAUGUAACUGAAUGCAAAGCGUACCUGAGAAAGCAUGGUCUCAGAUUAUCUGGUACAAAACCAGUUUUUGUUGAGAGGAUUCUUGAGCACUGGAGGAUCAAAGAUGGGAGUGGAGAAUCACUUUAUCCAAUUUCAUCUUUUCCUAUCAACUGUAAAGGUGAUGUCUGCAAAGGAGACACUGUUUUGUUUACACAGAAGGUGAAAGGGAGUGGGAAGAUUGUGGGGAGGAGAACUGUCGCUGGCCAGGUUGUUAAAGAAAGCUACGGUACUGCUAAACAGCAACACACUUUCACUAUUGAAGUGCUUUGGUGCGAGGGGAUGCAGAAAUUGCCUCCCUUGUACCCUUUACUAGUGAAAGGACGGAAUCUUUAUAGGUUAAUGACCAUGAGGCAGCGUUGGGCUAAUGAAGACGACAGAGUAAAAGUUCUUUCUGAAAAGCAUAGCCGUGGUGCCGCAGCAAGAAAAGUUAUGAGAGAAAGGAAAAUAAAGUUAGGCUAUGUAAUGAAAGAUGGGAGACUUCAAAAGCCUGGUCAAGUAAAGACAAGAAAAAAUGAGAAUCAAACUCAGAGGUCUAGUCACUCACUUGUUGCUUCACAGGGUCAUAAGAAUCCAACCCAGUUGAGAAAUAUGAAUCCCCCUUUCCACUCCCAUACAUAUGCUCCUCGACCACACGGUCCUCCACCACGUGCUGCUGGACCACACGGUCCUCCACUACGUGCUCCUCUUACAUAUGCUCCUCGUCCAUACGCUCCUUUCAAUGUCCCCCAUUCACAUCUUCCUCGUCCACAACAAAACCAAUCAAUCCAAAGACCACCACUGGCUUUCUUCAACGGAAGACCUACUUCUAAUCCUUUGCAGGGACAAGCAUCUUUCAACCCACAUGCUAUGCCUGUUACGCACCAGAGGAGGCCAUACCAGAACCAUGCAAGCUCGAACAGUGGCUACAGCUACGGGGUGAGGGACUUGGAUCACUUCUCGGAUAUGACGAUAAGCCACAGAAGACAAGGAAACUUAUACAGGCAGAGUGAGGCGCCUCACAGACCAUACAACAGCCAUCAUACCUACCAUUCAAACCUUAACAACCAUGGAGAAAAUCACAUGAUAAGAGAAGGAGACACACACAAGCAGAGUAGGGACACUUACAGACCAAAUCAUCGGUGUUCAUUUACGAGCAACAAUACCAGUCGAGUCAUCAUUUCAUAUGCCACUGAUUCUUAUUUUCACUGGAAGAUUCAAGGACACACAAAAAAAAGAGAGGUUACAAUUAGUUUCUGUUCUGUGUAA
This is a messenger RNA of Brassica oleracea var. oleracea, 1649 nucleotides long. RefSeq names its product zinc finger CCCH domain-containing protein 62-like. Bases 57 to 1649 code for a protein of 530 amino acids. The transcript has 9 exons. The record is from RefSeq and is a predicted model, not a curated record. Lineage: Eukaryota; Viridiplantae; Streptophyta; Magnoliopsida; Brassicales; Brassicaceae.